GCAGCCCGUCCUGCAUGGAAGACAAGCAUCCUUCUGCACUGAAACAGAGUGAUCACAGCUACAAGAGAUCCCACUGAUCUUCUACAAGAUUGACUAAAGACCACAGAAAACAGGUGAGCUUUAAAUUGAUUCUACUUCAUCUAUUUUCUAAUGCCUGUGUAAAUACAGCCUGCUAGAAAACCUUGUUUGUAUUUGAAAUACAAGAGGAAUGUAGAGAGAUGUGAUUUUCCAGUGUUAAGUACUAUUCUUACAUCAAGCCCUGUGACAGUGUCUAGUUAGCUGUGCAUGAGUGACUGUAUCUGUGGUUUCCCUCCUUCGCAGAAAAGAGCCAAUCAGAGAUGAAGUUUCUCACGGUAGCCCUCGUCAUCGUCCUUCUUGCAGCAGCCUCUGCUAGACCCGUAAGCUAACCACUAAGCUCUUCUAUCACUGUUCUCUCUUUCUCUCAGUUUCUGUGUGCCUCACUCAGUAUGCAUUGUUUUACUUUCAUUUUGAAGCUGUCAUUUUUUGUUUUCUGCUCAAAAGUACUACAUUUUUGUAUUUGCUUGAAUAAAUUAUACUUUAUAUAUGAUAUAUCCUUUUUUUAAAAUGUAUAUAUAUGGGUUCACUCCUGUGUUUGUCAGGUUUUAUCUUUCUGGCAGUACUUCACUUAAGAUAAUAUUUGAUCUUCUGGUUUCACUGAUUUUAAGACUGUUACUUCAACGCCACAAAUGGCAAUAGUAAUAGUCAUUGUCACAACCAAAGCAUUGAAUCAAUCUAACAAUUUGAUUUAUUGGCACAAAUCUUUUGUGUGUUGACUUGAGGACUUGUUUGGAUAAGUGUUAUGUUGAUGAGAGCAUCCUUUCAUUGGUUUAUGCAGUUUAUGAAAAUAUAGACUGUGGGUUUACCUGAAUCUGAUGGUAUUAUGUUGGCGGUAUUUGCUUUUACUUAGAUGGGUACUGAUGACUGAGCAGAUACUGACAGAAAUUACCAGUGCAAGUAAAAUUGACUCGGUAUCAUGAAGUUGAUAAAACAGAUACUGUGUUGUGUUCAAUUCCCUGUCAAGAAUGAAAUGACAAGAGAUGGUAAUGUACGACUCUGUGGUGAGACCUGUCCAUGAGUCUGUAGGGACUUUGUCAACACUGGAAAACAGCCCUCAGUUCUUCUGAGCUUUCCUCAUACAUUUCUCCGCCCUUGUAGUUGUUGCUCACUGUGAUGGUGGCUUGUUAUCUGGCUUAACUAAUGCCAUUGGCUAACAGAAGCCUUCCCCUUCUUCAAAACUCAAUAGGAGCCUGUCUCUACUCAGCAUUAUCAUUAUUAGCAGACAUAUCUUCUCUGCUCUGGUAUCAUCAUACCGGCGUCUGCUAACAGGGCUAGCAAAUGUUGUAAUCCAAAAAAAAACCCAAACCAACCUGGCCCUUUGUGAAAAAGGAAUUGUCCCCUAAACCUUAUAGCUGAUUGUGCCAUCCUUGGUGACAACUGGAAUCAAGCAUUUGCAGUAAGUAGCAGAAUUCAUGGUUCCAUCAAUUAUAGCAAGUAGUCCAGGCCCUGAAGCAGCAGAGCCAUCCCAGACCAUCACACUACCACCACAAUGUUUGAGUGUGGGUGUGAGGUUCUUUUACUCAAAUACUGUGUUAAUUUUACCCCAGAUAAAACAGGAUGAUAACAAUUUAAAAAGCUGCACGAUCCUCAAAAGUCUUGGGGAUCAUCAAGAUGUUUUGGUGAAUGUGAGACUGGUAUUUGUGUCUUUUUGGGUCAGCAGUGGUUUUGGCCUUCGAACUCUCCCAUCGACACCCUUUUUGCCCAUUCUAUUUCUUAUCGUUGAAUCAUGAACACUGACCUUAGCUGAGCCAAGUAUAGCCAACAGUGCUUUACAUGUUAGUCUGGGUUCUUUUGUGACCUCCUAGAGAUCACGGCAUGAUGUGCUGCUUUUUGAGAUCCUUUAGUCCGCUUCAUGUUGUCAGACAGGUUCAAUUUAAGGGAUUUCUUGAAUCUACAGGUCUGGGUAUGGCUCAUAAAACUGAACUCGGCUUUCCAUAAAUCAUGGUUAAUCACAGUUAAUUCAUGAUUUAAAGGUGGGGUAGGCAGGAUCUGAGGAAGGUUUACUUGUCAAGCAGAAAGGUUACAGGGUCUGUAAGAUUCCAAAGUGUCCCCCGUCAUUUUAUGUUGACCCGGCUUUGCAGCUCAUGCCCGGUCUACCUCCAUUUUAAGCGCCUGUUAUUCCACCACAGCCGUUUUCUUGCUUGUGUUGGCAGUCAUGGCAAAAGGAGGAUUUAUACAAUUUUCUGUACUUUCUGGUUGGUUUCUACUGUCCGAUAUUGUAGCACGCUAACUUUGUUUCGGCUCGUGAACGUUAUUCGACAAUGUGGAGCGUGCCUCACAACAUGAGGGAGCAGCGUCUGCCUCACAACCAAUCAGGUUAGGGGAGGCGGAGAAUGGCUUUGUUUACAGUCAGAAAGAGCGGGCCGCUCAAAAAAUAUUUAAAUGUUGACUACACAGACAUAACAAAACACAGCGAUAUAGUUAUAUUACUGAAUGUCAUCAAUAACUAAUAACUAUUGACUGAUAUUAAAACCUUUUUUGUACUACACCACAAAAAAAGAUGCUUCUUGAACAGAACUCUGCCUACCCCACCUUUAACAGGAGGGGCAAUUACUUUUUCACAGAGUGCCAGUUUUAUUGUAAUGUAAAUGAAACUAAAAGAAAAAGGAUCUACUCAUGUUUAUGUCAGGUAAAUAAAGACACAGAGUUGUUGAGUGUAAAGUAUCAAGAAUAAAUGGACUAUCUGACUGAAAAUUAUGGACUUUUUUCUGUGGUUACUGAAGGUGAUUUCUUUUUCAUUUGAUGUAUCCUCUGUACAGCGUCGUAGGUGGUGCCGUCAAAGGGCCGACAUUGAGGAGAGGGGUAAAGGACAAGGGAGGCCGAAUGGGCAUGGGCGGUGGUGGCGCUGGUGGUGUAAUAGGGAUUCCAGUCAAGAGGGCUCUUCCUCCGAUCAGUCAAGUGAUUCCAGUGCGUCUUCAGAGUCAUCUGAGGAACGUCCCAUGCCUGAUCAGACCACCUCAUCCAUGCCCACCACUAUGACCACCACUACGCCCAACAUGACGACCACUACAGCCAACAUGACCACUUCCACCUCAAAUCCAGCGAAUGCAACCACAGUUCCGAUGACCACCAUGCUCCCCGUAAACACAACCAUGCCUGUUGUGGCGACGACUCCCACCGGUGUGAACCCAAAUAUGACGGCAGCUCCCAUCACAGACAACAGAGGAGACAGCUGAGCUACUUUGAUUCUCUCUAGACAGAUUACUCAACAGUUAGUUAUACCCCUCAUAAAGAUGUGUAAUUUAAAGGAUGAUUGGGUCUAUUUCUGAGAGUUAGCUACAAUACGCAUCAUAAAAUGUUAACAUCUAAUGAUACAAAGUAGAGCCAAAUCUAAGUAAAUUAGAAUUUUAUUUUCUUGAGGGACCCUCCCCAAAAGGAUCAUUUAAGUUCUAUCUAAUCUAAUAUAAAAGUAUACUAUAAAAACAGGCAGGUAUCCAUACUUCGCUAGUUUCAGAGACCAAACCGGGGCCACAUGAUUUGAGAUGUUAAUGAAACUUUAAUGUUAGCUUUGAUAAAAUUAGGUAGAAGAAAUCCCUCAUUAGCUCUUCUAAUUUCACACGUGAGGUAAGGUGAAAAGGUCUGAUUGGAGUUUAAUAUUAACUUAUCUAACUCUGCAAGCUCACAUUUGAUUGGAUAUGUAAGUGAUGAAUUGAAAAGAACAAUUGUUGAUUGGUGAUACUUGCUUAGAGGGAAGCCUCAUUCUUGAUUGUUUACAAAAAUAUUGUUCAAAGUAUUCACCUUUUUUUGAGCAUUUUAUGAAGGAUUACUUAACUGUUGCAACUGCAGAACAAAUUUGUUUAAUAUGAUGAUUGAAUUGUGUUCUCUGUCUAUAUAUAUACUGGAAUUUAACAAAGUAUGUAGCCCACAGCAGUGUGUGCACGCUUUGAAGGGUGUGUCCUGUUUGUCGAGUUAACUCUUGUCUAUUGUCAGUACUUGCUGAGUAACAAAAAGUGAGUUAUUACCAUACUGGGUUCUUUAAUUAUGGGCUGUCAAAUCUUUCUUUUCAAAAUUUAAAUAUAGUUAGGAGGGC
Molecule: messenger RNA, 4108 nt
Organism: Xyrichtys novacula (pearly razorfish)
Lineage: Eukaryota; Metazoa; Chordata; Actinopteri; Labriformes; Labridae
Source: the annotation of a GenBank genome assembly